AUGCCAUUUGAGAGGAUAGCGAAGGAUAUAGUGGGUCCGCUACCCAAAUCUGCAAGAGGUUACCAAUACAUUCUGGUCAUCCUAAAUUAUGCCACUCGCUACCCAGAAGCCAUUCCCCUUCGGACGAUGUUUUCCAAAAAUAUCGCCAAGGAAUUAGUGCUCCUGUUCACCAGGGUAGGGAUUCCAAAGGAGAGCCUUACUGACCAGGGGACCCCCUUUAUGUUCCACCUUAUGGUGGACCUUUGGGCGCUGUGCUACGCGGAGCUGGGCACCAUGAUCACUAAGUCUGGAGGGGAAUACGUGUAUCUGAUGGAAGCCUAUGGGUCAGUGAUGGCCUACCUCUACUCAUGGAGCACCAUCAUGGUCCUACAGCCCUCCGCCUUCGCCAUCAUCGCCCUAAGCUUCGCAGAGUACACCUCCACGCCGUUCUACCCAGGAUGCACUCCUCCCAUUAUGGUCACCAAGUGCCUGGCUGUAGUGUGCAUCCAAGGAAACACUGAGAAUCUGUCCAACCCAUUUGAAGGAGCCUCAACCUCCUUUGGAUCCAUUGGACUGGCGUUUUACAACGGGCUCUGGGCCUACGAUGGGUGGAAUCAGCUGAACUUUAUAACAGAGGAGCUGAGAAACCCAAACAGAAACCUUCGCCUGGCCAUUAUCAUUGGUAUUCCCCUGGUGUCUGUGUGCUAUGUGCUGGUCAUCAUUGCCUACUUCAGCGCCAUGACCCCUACGGAACUACUGCAGUCUCCCGCUGUCGCUGUGACUUUUGGUGACAGAGUGCUGUACCCCCUGUCGUGGGUAGUCCCUGUGUUUGUCGUCUUCUCCACCUUCGGAGCGGCCAAUGGGAGCUGCUUCACAGCCGGCAGGCUGACCUAUGUGGCAGGAAGAGAGGGUCACAUGGUACAAAUCUUGUCCUAUAUCAGUCUGAAGCGUUACACUCCUUCCCCCGCCCUCAUCUUCAAUGGUAUUCUGGCCGUACUCUACAUUAUCCCAACAGACAUCAGCACGCUGAUCAACUACUUCAGUUUUGCCGUGUGGGGUUUCUACGGUCUCACAGCUCUCGCUCUCAUCGUCAUGCGCUUCACCAGGAAGGAACUCAAGAGGCCCGUCAAGUGUCCCAUGCCCAUAGCAGUGCUGGUGGUGAUAGUGUCCUGCUACCUGGUCCUAGCACCUAUCAUAGACAAGCCAGAGCUGGAGUAUCUGUACUGUACCAUCUUCAUCCUCAGCGGUCUGCUGCUCUACUUCCCCUUCGUACACCGCAAGUUCAGCUGGACACGCAGGGUCAUGAGGCCAAUCACCAUGUACCUCCAGCUGCUGAUGGAGGUCGUUCCUCCUGAGAAAAACGAAUAGAGGAAGAUAAUAAACAGCCUAAACUGACUGAUGUGAUAAAAUUUAUUUUUUUGUGCGUCCCAAAUGGUACCCAAUUCCCUGUGGUGCACUACCCUAUAGGCCCUAGUCAAAAGCAGUGCACUACAUAGGGAAUAGGGUGCCAUUUCAGACGCAGGUUUAGAAAACACAGACUGUCUCAUAAUGAAGGUUCUGUCUCAUAAUGAAGGUAAUGUACUGUCACAUAAUGAAGGUUCUGUACUCUCUCAUAAUGAAGGUUCUGUACUGUCUCAUAAUGAAGGUCUGUCUCAUAAUGAAGGUAAUGUACUGUCUCAUAAAGAAGGUUCUGUACUGUCUCAUAAUGAAGGUAAUGUACUGUCUCAUAAAGAAGGUUCUGUACUGUC
Messenger RNA from Salmo salar (Atlantic salmon), 1727 nucleotides. Lineage: Eukaryota; Metazoa; Chordata; Actinopteri; Salmoniformes; Salmonidae. The record is from RefSeq and is a predicted model, not a curated record.